UGAAACCGGAUAGCUGGUUUAAGAAAAAAAGACCCCUUCUUUGACUGACUGCAUCUAUUUAAAAAGACAAGGCUAGGUUUAUAAGUCCUAGGUUCUUCAUGUGCCCAUAUGAGUCUUCAAAGCAGUUUUUUUUCCCCCAAAAUUUAUCCCCCCCUUCUUGACUUGCUGUGUCAAAUGAGCAUCAAGUGGGCACAGUGCACAUAGUUAAAGACCACUGUGAGUGCAGACCUGCCUGUACUUGACACUUUUCAUCCAGAUUUCGUUGAACCUGCCACUCCAAUGACCCAAGAGACACACGGGGCUCUCCGACUCUCUAAUCAGGAGUCAGUUUGAGAUUUUGGGAAAAGAAAAAAAAAUACAAACCAAAACAAGAUCUUAGCUGCCUGGACAAAUGAACACAAAUGCAUUUAGGGGCUGGAAGGAGAGACUCCACUUCUCACCUCACCACCAAGGGAACACUUUUUGCUUGGAUAUUUUUAUAUUUUUCCUGUUGCCUGGAUAUUUCUCAGGGAGCAACUGAAGAUGUUGACGUUCUUCAGAAUCUGGGCCUCACGGGAGACAAGUCAUCUGCCCGCCCAGUGCCUCAGGGGGUCAUUCCGUAUAAGUUGGGGGUCAUUUUGACGCAACGAGCGAGAGUGGAAGCUCCAGUUCACUCUGUUAUACCGCCAAGCUUAGGAACAAAUUUCACUCUGGUGCUGAGCCUCAGCUCCCACCGCAUAAGUAAUGCUUUUCUAUUUGCCAUUAAAAGCAAGAAAAAGAAACUCGAACUCGGGGUACAGUUUAUCCCGGGAAAAAUUAUUGUCUAUGUGGGUCACAAGCAGUCUGUGUAUUUUGAUUACAAUGUUCACGAUGGCCAGUGGCACAACAUGGCCCUUGGUAUUCAAGGCCAAAAGGUGACUCUAUAUACUUCUUGCGGGAAGCAAAGAGUUAAUGCCAGUUUGCAUACAAGGAAGGAUGUCCCAUUGGAUUCUGAUGGGGUUUUUUUACUUGGUAAGAUGAACCAGCACUCUAUUCAAUUUGAAGGUGCGCUUUGCCAAUUUGAUAUUUAUCCUCCAGCCAAGGCAGCUCAUAAUUACUGUAAAUAUCUUAAGAAGCAGUGCAGACAGACAGACACCUAUAGGCCGAACCUACCCAAUUUAAUGCCGCUGAUUCCUAAGGAAGGCAGAUUCCAUCUUGCCACUGAGAUGCCGUCAAGAUAUGUGCAUAACCUUACCAUUAUUUUACCCCGGACAGAGUCGGUUGGAACAAGCUUUAGUACCAGCACUAAAAGGAUAGCUUCUGGUAGGCUUUCUUCUGUGAAAAUGACUACCAAAUCACCAUCCUUGCUUGCCUCAACAUCUCGGCUUCCUUAUAGAAUUGAUACACAACUUGCUUCAAGCACCAAAACAAGGACUGCUACCACUGUGCCCAGAUCACCCACAUCAUUGCCAGUUAAUCCUGUGUUAGGAGAUGCUGUCCUCAAUUUAGCCAGGUCAGGUCUAACACCGAGUCAAAGCAGCACCAAGAAUGAAAAGCAACUAGAGAAGGAAACCAAGAAGCUGUACCAAAAAACAACCAUCAAACCAUCUUUGACAACUGCUGCUUCCAAGCAAGUUAAAAAGACCACAGGAAGCAGAAGAGGUACCAACACCAUUACCCCAAAACAAGCUGUGGAGAAAUUGACUAGUGGAUCCAGCCCAAAGAAUCACUCUUCUGUGAACUGGAAGGUUGAAUCAACCACUUCUGUAUUUUACACCAAACCACCGUCCUCUUCUGUUCCACCAGCAACUCACAUGUUUUCAGCCAUUUCUCCCUUUGCUCAUGAUUACUACUGGCUUGAUCCAACACCAUUUCCAUUUCUGAUGGGACCUCCAGGACCCAAAGGCGAUCUGGGUAGUCCAGGUCCUCCUGGUUUACCGGGUCUUUCUGGUCCACCUGGGAAAAGAGGCCCACGGGGUCCUACUGGCCCUCAUGGAAAUCCUGGCCCACCUGGUAUGCCCGGCCCAAAGGGCCAAAAGGGUGAUCCUGGACUUUCACCAGGAAAAGCAAUAAAUGGAUUAAAGGGAGAUUCUGGUUUGCCUGGCCUAACUGGAGUUCCUGGGCCGCUAGGCCGCAAGGGACUAAAAGGCUACCCAGGACCUCAAGGACAUCCUGGUGAACCGGGUGUACGAGGACCCGAAGGAAGUGCAGGGGCCAAAGGUUAUCCUGGCAGGCAGGGCUUGCCUGGACCAAUAGGAGUUGCUGGGCCCAAGGGAAACCGGGGCUACAUUGGCCCCCCUGGUUUAUUCGGGCUGCCUGGCGCUGAUGGAGAACGUGGUUUGCCUGGAGUUCCCGGGAAGAGGGGCACCAUGGGUAGGCCGGGAUUCCCUGGUGAUUUUGGAGAUAGGGGACCUCCUGGAUUGGACGGAAACCCAGGUGAAUUAGGAGCCCCAGGUCCUCCCGGUGUUCCUGGAUUCGUAGGUGAUAUGGGUGCUAUUGGAGCUGUAGGAUUUCCGGGACCCAAAGGUUUGAAGGGGCUGCCGGGGAAUCCUGGAGAAUCUGGACUGAAAGGUGAUAAGGGCGUUCAGGGAUUUCCAGGGAUACCAGGAGAUAUUGGCUUUCAAGGAGACAAGGGCAGUCAGGGUCUUCCAGGGCCAUCUGGAAUGCGUGGGAAACCUGGUCCAAUGGGCAAACCAGGCGAUAAGGGGUUUGCUGGAUUCCCGGGUCCUCCAGGACCAGAGGGCUUUCCUGGGGACAUUGGGCCUCCGGGAGAAAAUGGUCCGGAAGGUAUCAAGGGAAAGCCAGGAGCCAGAGGGUUCCCAGGACCCAGAGGACAGACAGGGCAUGAAGGGGAUGAGGGACCAAUUGGGCCACCAGGAGCUCCAGGUCUGGAGGGGUUUCCUGGACGGAAGGGCUAUCCUGGGCUUCCUGGGGCAGAAGGUACAAAGGGUGAAGUGGGAACCACAGGAAGGUCUGGGAAGAUCGGUGAACAGGGGCUUCAAGGAUUUAUUGGUCCAGUGGGGGAGACAGGUCUUGCGGGGGAAAAGGGAGACCGUGGAGGGAUUGGGAAUCCAGGCCCACCAGGGGAAAAGGGAUCAAUGGGUCAUCCCGGAAACCCAGGACCUCCAGGUUCUCCUGGUCCUCCUGGACCACCGGGUACGCCUGGGUCAAGGGGUUCUCCGGGUGUGCGUGGACCAAAAGGGCGCAGGGGUGCUAGAGGCCCUGAUGGACCAGCGGGAGAACCUGGACUUCCAGGUACUAAGGGUCCUACUGGCAUACAGGGCAAGCAAGGUCUGAUUGGCCAGCAGGGCAAACUAGGAGAAAGAGGAUUAACAGGACCACAUGGUUUUCCAGGAAUACCAGGAUCCUCUGGCCCACCCGGGGAGAAAGGAAUUCCAGGAAAUCCAGGCCCCGUUGGACCACAAGGCCCCGUAGGUGCUUUGGGAGAAAUUGGACACAAGGGACCUCAAGGAGCAAAGGGGGAGCCAGGACCUCAAGGUGAACCUGGACUAAAGGGAGACCUUGGUCCAAUAGGCAUUCCGGGAGAACAAGGUCUGAUUGGUCAAAGGGGCGAGACCGGAAUGGAGGGGGAAAGUGGCUUACUCGGCCCUGAUGGCAUGAAGGGAGAAAAGGGACAACCCGGACCUGAUGGGGAAAAUGGAGAAAAAGGAGUGGAAGGGGCAAAAGGAAAAGAUGGACCCCCUGGUCUUCCUGGACUCCCAGGUGUCAGAGGUGUGGAAGGAAAGCCAGGAAAACAAGGAGAAAAAGGAAAACCCGGGCGAAAGGGGAGCAAAGGCUUUGAGGGACAUUUAGGAGAAACCGGUGUUCCAGGCGAUCCAGGGCCUAUUGGGAACCAAGGACCUAAGGGAAGCAGGGGCACUCGUGGACCUGUUGGAUCCCCUGGAAGAAUGGGUGCACAGGGUGAACUAGGAAUGCCAGGUUAUCAGGGACAUAAGGGACCCCCUGGUCCAAUUGGACCACCAGGAAUAAAGGGUGAAAAGGGAGAACAAGGGGACGACGGGAAGGCAGAAGGUGCCCCUGGAGCUCCCGGAGACAGAGGCCCUGUUGGUGACCGUGGAGACAGAGGAGAGCCUGGAGACCCCGGAUAUCCUGGUCAAGAUGGACCAGAUGGACCUAGAGGAAAUGCUGGGCAGCAGGGUUUACCGGGGCAUCCUGGACCGCGAGGUCUUCAGGGCUUACCGGGAUCCAAAGGCGCAGUGGGUCUGAAAGGCAAGCCUGGAAAGCCAGGGGAGCCGGGAGCACGUGGACAGCCUGGUACUAUAGGUAUGACUGGUCCAAGGGGAGUAGUAGGAAGACAGGGCCAGGAGGGCCCUGCUGGACCUGAUGGAAUUCCAGGAAAAGAUGGAAGUUCAGGACUUAAGGGAGAACAAGGAGAAGAUGGGGAAAUUGGCCUUACUGGUACAUCAGGAAAAAGAGGAAACACUGGCGUUCCUGGUUUGCCAGGAGCUCAGGGACCACCAGGAUUCAGGGGUGAAAGGGGAUUACCUGGUGAAAUUGGGCUGCCAGGAAAACGUGGUGUGGAAGGGGGAAUGGGACUUCCAGGAGCCAAAGGGGAGCUUGGGACCAAAGGCCAGCCAGGUGACCCUGGGGAGAUGGGGUAUCCUGGCAUCGCUGGACUAUUUGGACCCAAGGGUCCUCCGGGUGAUAUCGGAUUUAAGGGCAUUCAGGGACCAAAAGGACCUUUAGGUUUAAUGGGUAAAGAAGGUGCUGUCGGACCUAUGGGUAUUGUUGGACCAACUGGAAACCUUGGGCCAGUCGGAGACAGAGGAAGUCAAGGGGACAAUGGAAUGCCAGGUCCUCGGGGCCCUCCUGGUCCAAGGGGAAAGCCUGGUCCACCGGGCCCUUCGGUGAUCCUUGAUUCAUAUAAGCAAGAGGACUUUGAUGCAUCUUACCAGGCCCUCAUGGACUCCAGUGGACCAUCCUAUCGGAGUACCAACUACAUGAUGGUGGACCAAGGAUCAGAUAUAUUUAAGACCCUACACUACCUCAGUAGCCUUAUCCAGAGCAUAAAAUACCCACUUGGAACAAGGGAUAACCCUGCUCGUAUCUGCAGAGAUUUGAUGAACUGCCAACAGAAAAUGGGAGAUGGCACUUAUUGGAUUGACCCAAAUAUUGGCUGUUCUUCAGACACCAUUGAAGUCACAUGCAAUUUUACAGAAGGUGGCCAAACCUGUCUUAAACCCAUUACAACAUCUAAACUGGAGUUUGGGGUUGGCAAGGUCCAGAUGAACUUCCUUCACCUGCUGAGUUCUGAGGCUACGCAGAGCAUUACUUUUCACUGUCUGAAUGUGCCAGUGUGGGAGAAAUCUUCCAAAGCAAUACGGUUCAAGGCAUGGAACGGACAUUUAUUGGGCGCAGGAGGAAUGUUUCAGCCAGAGGUGUCUGUGGAUGGCUGCAAGGUACGAGACGGACGCUGGCAUCAGACUGUUCUUAUUUUUCGAUCCCAGGACCCGGCUCAGCUCCCAAUUGUUGACGUGCUAAAUCUACCGCUACUGACACCCGGCAUGACCAUUCACCUGGAAGUGGGAAGCGUCUGCUUCCUUUAAAAAUAAAAGACAUUUGCAUUGGCAUUUAUUUCCUGAGACUUCUGAACUAGAAUUUGUUCAUCCUGAAUCUAAUUUUAUCCCUAAAGUGAUCCACGGACCUUGCAAACAAACCGUCUACCUAAGCUCCCCAUUUUGUAGCGCAGUGACAAAUGCACGGGGGUAGCGAGCAGGAUCAACAAGUGGAAUGAAGGCCAAAGGGAUAAGGAAUUGAUAAGAAACAAUCACAAACCACACAAAACAAACAGAUAAAGAGCAUGCUUUAGCGACGAGAAGAGCACAAGCAAAAGAAGCAUGCCUCCGAAACACAACCGCCUAAAUCUAAGCGAAUCGCUUCAGUUACUCCCAAUUCUGCCAGGGAGGGUCUAACUGAAAAAAAUGGGCUAAAAGGCAGAGAGCAUUGUGAAGUGCAAUAUGAAAAAUGAAAGAAAAAAAAGUAAUAAAAAUAUAUAUAUAUUUUAUUUAACAGAAUUAAGGUUAGUGACUCCCCGCCUUCCUCUUUUUGUGGAACUGGGGGAUGCCAAAGCUUGUUUUUAUAUGAAGAGAGAAAGUGACUGGUGCAACAAGGAGAGGCUCAGCCAACCGGUGCUACCUCCCACUGUGAAAAUCUCUGGUGCUUUGAAGCCUUAAUUAAAUGAAGCUAUUUAAAGUUUCUGAAGGUGCUGAUGCCUUUCCACACAUCUGUGGGAGGACACCUAGCUUUAUUGUUAUUUUAUAAUUAUUAUAUAGGAAGUACCCAAUACUUCCCAUUGUACAGACCCCUUCACCCCUGAGAUGGGUAUUCUACACACUGACCAUAGGAACGCAGGCACAACUGCUCCGUAUUUUUUGCCAUAUUUGAGAAUGAGAGAUGAAGCUGUGUCUCCCCAUAAAUACGUACCUCAGAUGCAAACGUCCCCAAUCUGUACCCCUUUAUGCUUUCCCCUCACAAGGGAUACUCUGAUGAUAAAGUCCACACUUAAUGCCAGAAUGGGAAAUCAGCCCAUCACAGUCACAUUACAUUCUACCCCCACUUACCUUACAGUGCAGAAAUACAAUGACUCAGGGAUGAAGGGAAAGUAAAAAAAAAAAAAAUUCUAAAAUAAACGGUAAAUUAAAUAAAAAAAAAGUUUUUUUUAAUUUAAAAUGUGUUUAUAUAUUUUAAGGGAAUAUUUUUGUAGGCUUACUUGGUGAAUUUGUACCAAAGGAAUUUUUAUUCGUAGGAUCUCUGUGUAGAUUAUUUUUCACUGCUCAGUUUGUAUAAAGUGCUUCCGGAAGCUGUAUUGAAUUUCUACCUAAGGAAUCGGCCGUAUGUGUACUGCUGCUCUUGCCCUUCUGUUUCGCUCUUAGCUUGGCCAAUUUCCCGGGCUGAGGGGAGAACUGUAUGUUAUUUUUUUUUUUUAUUUAAGUGCAACCCCUAUCGCUACUUGCUCUGGCAAACUAAUGAAGGUGCCUUAAACCCCAACUGGCUUUGGAGUACGUCCUGUAGAGAUUUUAGUUUCUAUGUGUAAAUUUGGAGCUAAAGAAGAUUAUAUUGCUGUCAUGUCUAUAAUGAUGUUGUAAUCUAGGCUGUACUGUACUGAGAAUACAAUGUGCUAUAUUUAGAAAGGUUUAUUGGAUGUCGUCAAAGGUUUUUUUCUUUUUUUUCUUUUUUUUUUCUCUCCUCCAACAAUAUACAGAAACAUUCUUCCAAAUACCUCAACCAUGUGAUUUGGGGGCUCUUUCUAACCUCACUUUAUCACAUCUUUAUCUUGCUUGAUAGGUUCCUUUCUUCAUUCUUCUUAAUAUUCUUUUUUUUUUUCCCUUUCUGCCCCUUUUCAUCUGCCUGUUUCAGUGUUGGAAUUUCACAUUAACUUGGCAAAAAAAUAAAACAAUAAAAAAGAGUUUUCAGAAUGAGGCCGA
This is a messenger RNA of Xenopus laevis (African clawed frog), 7403 nucleotides long. RefSeq names its product collagen, type XXVII, alpha 1 S homeolog (gene col27a1.S). Lineage: Eukaryota; Metazoa; Chordata; Amphibia; Anura; Pipidae. Gene Ontology annotation, cellular component: extracellular region. The record is from RefSeq and is a predicted model, not a curated record. The coding region runs from base 402 to 5525 and encodes 1707 amino acids. Gene Ontology annotation, molecular function: extracellular matrix structural constituent. The transcript is spliced from 61 exons.